GGUGUCAAUUUCUCAAGGCGUCUCACGCACGGCACGGUGCGUAGAGCGCCAUGCUCUCAAGAUGGACACUUCGCGCUCCUCAAGCGCAUCGCUCGCGCCAACUGCAUGUGGUUCGCAGGAAGGACUGAGACUGCGGCGAUCGCAUCAAGGUUUGGGCGGCGUGAGUAAGUCAAUGUCAUACACAGUCGCGGUGCGUCUCAUGCGUGUCGUGAAACACACGGCAUGCGCCCGUGUUGCGGUACGUCACAUUGGAUAUACGACGUCCAUAGUGUCGUUGCAGCUCCAAUAUUCCCAUGGCUCAAGUCGCCGUCGCCGUCGAGAGAGGGCUGAGCAUGCACCAGAAGAGGAUGACAGGGCCACUACUUCUCCGCGUUCAAUUUCCUGAACGGGGUAGGGGAUGCAGACAUUGAGCACUGGGCAAGCUCUCCACCGCUCGUGCCCUUGUGGAGCCAUAGAUCGCGCACCACCAACCAGUGUGUCAACUGCUGUACCAGUCUCGAAGCAGUCGUGAUAUUGAUCCAUGCAAUACGGCUGGUGUAAAAGCGUGUUGCAUUACCAAUAUGGCGACUGGCCGUCCUGCACUACUUUCGGCCCCUACGAU
Coniophora puteana RWD-64-598 SS2 is the source of this 601-nucleotide messenger RNA. RefSeq lists its product as uncharacterized. The transcript is spliced from 3 exons. The record is from RefSeq and is a predicted model, not a curated record. The coding region runs from base 62 to 385 and encodes 107 amino acids. Lineage: Eukaryota; Fungi; Basidiomycota; Agaricomycetes; Boletales; Coniophoraceae.